This is a messenger RNA of Aspergillus thermomutatus, 612 nucleotides long. RefSeq lists its product as uncharacterized. The transcript has a single exon. The record is from RefSeq and is a predicted model, not a curated record. NCBI's taxonomy places the organism in Eukaryota, Fungi, Ascomycota, Eurotiomycetes, Eurotiales, Aspergillaceae. The coding region runs from base 1 to 612 and encodes 203 amino acids. Gene Ontology annotation, biological process: regulation of DNA-templated transcription. Gene Ontology annotation, molecular function: zinc ion binding; DNA-binding transcription factor activity, RNA polymerase II-specific.
AUGGCCGGUAUCUCAAUAGCCUCAAUUCUCAACCCCCCGGAAGUCCCCCAAGUACCGCCGUCCACGACUCGUCCCCCUUGCGUCCGCUCCUUCAAAGCUCAGACACGGGAACGGAGAGCAGGAUUGAAACGCUUGAAGCGCUUAAAAUGCCUCCCUUGCACACAGCAGAAAAUCGCAUGCAACAGCGAGAUACCGUGUUUCGGGUGCGAAAAGGCCGGGACGCAGACGCAAUGCAGGCUGCCGUCGGAGACGCUGCAGAAGAAAUUCGAGCAGUUCAUGAGGUGGAAUAAGGCGGAUCUGGCCGUGCAGAUACUCUUACUGGAGGAGCAGGUGGGCGCGGUCCAUAUUUCCUGGAGUGCUCUGUACUUGGGGUUGGGGCCCUCUUUUCCCGGUCUGCGGAGUGCUAACGUUGGAGUGGUGCUGCAGAAUGUUGAACAGCUGGGUUUUAUUGAUUCACUUCUUGCCGAGAGUGCUGGCACUGCCGAGAGAGAUGCUGCUCUGUGUUCUUCUGAGCCUCCACUCACGGAUACAAAGACUGUUGUGCCAGGGGGAGCGGCUACCGAGCUACCGGCGCAUAAGAAAGCCUCUUCUUCCGGUUCUUGUGCCCAUUAA